Falco peregrinus (peregrine falcon) is the source of this 1779-nucleotide messenger RNA. Its product is annotated as ankyrin repeat domain-containing protein 26-like. The transcript has 6 exons. NCBI's taxonomy places the organism in Eukaryota, Metazoa, Chordata, Aves, Falconiformes, Falconidae. The record is from RefSeq and is a predicted model, not a curated record. The coding region runs from base 119 to 880 and encodes 253 amino acids.
GCUCGACAACUUGAGAAAGAUCCAGUAAGCAAACUUGUAAUAAAACAGGAGUCCCUGCAGGAGCGAUUGGCCCAGCUCCAGAGUGAAAACCUUUUUACUCCAUCAGCAAUGGGAAGAGAUGCAGAACAAGAGGAUCAUGAAAGAAAAAAUAGCGGAUUAUGGGCAGGACCGGUUUAAUGACAUUUUCAACAAACUUAGAGCUGAUACAGAAAAGCAAGUUUAUCUAAUAGAAGAGCGAAACAAGGAUUUAAAUGCCAAGCGUACUGAUUUAAGGGAACAAGUCUUUAAAUACGAGACUGACGUAGUAGAAAGACAGGGCAUGUUUGGACAACUGCAGCAGGAGCUUGCUGCUGCACUUAAAAAGCAAUCUAUGCCAGAAGCUUCACUUGAAGUUACUACGCGCUACCACAGUGACCUGGAGAGAGACAAGCUGCGCUUGCAAAAGGAGUUGGAAAAAACGGUGAAAACUAAGACGCAGAAGCAGAACAUGCUGGCUCUGACAUCCAAGGACUUGCACAGCACGUGGGAGGAGCACUUGAAGUCAAGAUCCCACCUUGAAGAGCGCGUUGCUCAGCUGGACGAGGAGAAGGCUGAACUGUUGCAACAGUGCGAGAGUGAAAGAAAGGAAGUGAAGAAGCUGGUAGAGUUGAAACGCCCAGCUGAACUACGUCUGGCCCAAGAAAUGAAAAGAAACCUCGAUCUGCAGAAAGACUGUAAGAGGUUGAAGAGGCUGCUGAGCAGAGCUACGAAGGAACUAAGGGUGUAUGAGGAGAGAGGGGGACUGUCCCAGCUUAAUUUGCAGGGAGAAGUGAAGAACAGGUAUUCUGAAGUGGUCAAUGAAAUUGGCAGAUUAAGAACAAAGGGAUCACGUCUACAAUAACAGAACGCUGCUAAUACACUGAGGAUCAGCUAAGGAAAGUGACUGUACAUCAGCCACUUUGGUCGGCGAGAACACUGCCAGAGCGAACAGGCUUGAUAAAGCUGUGAAGGCUCAUUCCAGAAAGCAAAAUGAAGGUUUUAGGAGCUGUACCAUUAUUAGCGAUGAAGAAAAAGAAGGUAUUUCACAGGGCUGAAUCUUCUCCCUAAAAAGUGGUACCAGAUUCCUGUCCUGUUGUCAUCAAUAUUUUCACUGCUAAUCACAGUGAAGUGUGUCCCUCUCUCUGAUUGAGGAUUUCUUUCCCAUCUCUCCGUUUUUCACAAACUCAUUGGCAAGAGACAGUUUCUAAGAGGAAGAAGUGUGCUGCCAAGGUGUUCCAUGAGUCAAACCAUCUAGGGUAUACUGGACUGUGACAUCACCCCAAAACCUUAUGGUACUUAUAAUAAGGUUUCACCACGCUGAACUACCUAGCGGCAUCACCGCAGCAGUAGAAUAGGAGGAUGGUUCCCAACUUAUCUACACCAAAGGCGUGACCUGUCUUUUGAUUUCUGGACCACGUUUCCAUACCCUCAGUGCGCGUUUGUGUUCUUUUGUGGCAGUGCCAGCUCGGCCACAUUUACUGGAAAGUAACUUUCUGACCCUGUCAUGGCAAGGCAGGUAACUAGAUGGUGCCUACAGCCCCCCCCAGCCCCCCUCCCGCUGUAUUAACCCUUGCUGUUUGUUCCUUUGGCAUCCAUUUGCCCAGGGCUAACGAUGGCACACAAGCAGGACUGCUCAACAAGCUAGGAGGCAAACUGCUCGCAGAGCUGUUUUGGCCGUAACUCCCUGACGAGAUGCCCUUGCCCUGAACGACAAGCGCUUUCCCAGUUUGAGCCAUUUGCUUUUAAAACCGACUCGCCCGA